GACUAUCAGAUGAACUAUGUAUAUUCUUGUUUUCGUCUUCUUUCUUCGGAACUACUUCACGGGAUUCCAACCUGGGCGAGUCCCUCCCGCUUUCGGACUGCCCAGCCGACCGUUUUCCGCGCAAUCGGGACAUUUUGGAGAAAUCACGCCCAGCUUGCCGCACCGGAAACAAAAUCUCCUCCACUCCACUCGCAAUCUUGGAAUCCGUGUUCUGCUGCAGGUAAGUAGCACGCCCUCGACGACCGAAACUCCUCUCUACUUCGACGCACUCCUCCCGAAGUUCGUCUACCGCGUGAGGCGAGUUGCUGCAUCGCAUGGAUGUAGUCAUCCGCGCUCUCUCCCGGCUGUUGCUCACGUUGAAGAAGCUCGUGCAUCCUUUCGUGUUCCGUCUGGUGGCCACGGAACCGAUCCAUCAGAGCCCUGCGCAGCUGGGCCCAAGUGUCCAUUCUGGACUGGCGUACAUGUACCCAGUACCACUCCUUCGCUCUGCCCGAUAAGAGAACGUGGAAGUUGCGCAGAACUUCACUCCACGGACAUUGAUGCUGCCGCUGCAGGAACUCCAGACGGAACACGAAGUCGUCCACGGAAUGGCCAUCGUCCUCGCCGCCGAAUGAGAGGUUCCAGCGGUCCACUCGGAUGUAGCGGUUUCCGUUGCCGGCUCCCGCGUUGGCGUAUAACCGUGGCUCGUCCCGAAAAUCCGCCGUCCUUCGAUCCUCGAUGCGCCAUGGCCGUGCGUGGCGAUCGCUCCUGCCUGCCGGAUGAUACUGCGGUUAUUGGCUCAGGCUGCUGUCGAUCCCUGGCGAGUCAUUUACCGGCAGUCGAGGUCGCUGCCUGGGCGGCAGAUCCGGCGGCCUUCGGUCGCAUCCUCCUGUCUCCUGCCGCUGCUGAAUUUCCGCUGGACCAUUUGCGCCGCCUUCUGGACACGACGGGGUGGGCACCAUCGACACUUGGCGACUCGCGCCCUCCUGAAGCGGCUGCGGCUUGCUCUUGGCUGGCCUCAGGACGUCGUUCAACAACUUCAUCAUGUCGACGAAUCCGUUCUUGAUUUCUUUCCGCAACGCCUGGCUCACUCCUAACUCCUGUGAUGCGCGAUAGGUUUGGGCAGCCUGUGCCAGAGCUGCGUUCAUCGCCGACUCCGCCGCUGUAUCCCGUUCCGUGUUCAGCUUUUGCGGACUCUUCUGCUCCGGAACCAGAACUCGAUCAUGCGCCUCGACAAUUGCCUUCAAAUCCAGGACUACCGCCUACCGGCGUUCUGGGUAAACCCCCAGCCAGCGAAAUCCGUGGCAACUCCGCAGCACCCUCUACGUCCGUGUACCAGAUGUCGUCCUUUUCGUCGCCAGGAGGACCCGUCGACCUUAGCUGGUGGCCGUGCCUAUCUCUGACGUCCUUACCCUCGGACAUAAUUCCCAAGAAUUUUUAAAUAAAUAUUUAAUAACUACUAAUUUGAUAAUAAAUAAAAUGAUAAAUAAAUAAAUAA
Messenger RNA from Drosophila suzukii, 1477 nucleotides. NCBI's taxonomy places the organism in Eukaryota, Metazoa, Arthropoda, Insecta, Diptera, Drosophilidae. The record is from RefSeq and is a predicted model, not a curated record.